AAAAAAAUUUAAUAAACGUACAAAACUUACAGACAACCAAAAACACACCCAAAAAAAGAAGUUAGAAAACAAAAAAAAUGCGAAAUUGCAAACUUUUGCGCCGACCAAACGAACAAGCCCAACAUCAAAAACAUUUUAAAAAAUUGUUUAAUCGACAUAAUCGACAAAAACAAUAUACAGAAUUAAUUGAGAAAAUGUUGGCCGUCUAUUAUAUCCAAAAUUAUUGACCAGAAAAAAUAAAAGCUCGAGUAGCCAAACCAUUUUCCCAGUUGGAGUAGUAAAGGUUCCAAAGUCAAGUCAACCGAAAACGUUUACGUCGUCGUCGUCAACUAUGCAUAUGGACGAGGAAAAGGAAAUUUCUUUGUUACUCUCUCUUAAACGAAUGCUAAAGAAUCUUAAAAAUAGAAAUCAAAGUCGCAACGUUUUCGUCUUCUUAGACUAUUAAUAGCCAAUAUUUUGUAACAACCCUUCCUCACACAACUCCGACUUUGUCUUUUUAACUUUCUUAUUAACCAAAAUCAAUUAUGGUUUAUGUUUCAAAAGCUUGUUUACUUCUGUUUAUCACUAUUUGCUCCUCUACUUCUUCUCACGCCAAUGUAAUAUGCGAGGAUUUACCGGACGACAUAUGCUCGUUUUCAAUCUCGGCCUCGGGAAAACGAUGUGUCUUAGAGACGGAGGUGAGGCAGACCGGUGGGGUAGAUUAUCGGUGCCGGGGUUCUGAGGUUGACGUUGAUGGUACGAUGGCUAAUUACAUCGAGACCGAUGAGUGUGUCAAUGCAUGCGGUGUGGAUAGGAGAUCCAUUGGGAUUUCAUCGGAUGCUCUUCUCGACCCUGGCUUCGCUGUCAAGCUUUGCACUCCUGAAUGUCUCGAAGACUGCCCUAACAUUGCUGAUCUCUACUUUAAUCUUGUCGCUGCCGAAGGUUCACAUUUGCCUGAUUUGUGUGCGGCGAGACGUAACAACCCUCACCGGUCAAUGUUUGAGAUCCUUAGCUCAGGAGAAGCUCUUGGUACGUUUUCAGGAGAGCUAUCGGAGGCCCCUACGGAUGCGCCAGCUUUUAGCCCCGUUGGUGUAUGACAUAUCUUUUUAUUUCAAUGUUAUUUAAAAGUUCUUUUUUCUUUCCUUUUUUUUAUAAUUUGGAAAUUUCGAUUGAUUAAUAUAUAUAC
This is a messenger RNA of Camelina sativa (false flax), 1165 nucleotides long. RefSeq lists its product as uncharacterized. The record is from RefSeq and is a predicted model, not a curated record. Lineage: Eukaryota; Viridiplantae; Streptophyta; Magnoliopsida; Brassicales; Brassicaceae.